Molecule: messenger RNA, 529 nt
Organism: Asterias rubens (European starfish)
Lineage: Eukaryota; Metazoa; Echinodermata; Asteroidea; Forcipulatida; Asteriidae
Product: LYR motif-containing protein 2-like
Exons: 3
Coding region: 48-308 (86 amino acids)
Cellular component (GO): mitochondrion
Source: RefSeq, a predicted model, not a curated record
CUGUUGACAUCAAUGAUUUCCACAUUCGAGUGAGGGCGGGCUACAACAUGGCAGCCUCCAAGAUACCACAAGCUUUGACGUUCAAGCAGUUUCUACUGAGGCAACAAGUUUUGAGUCUAUACCGGGAUGUACAUCGAGCAUUGAGAAGAGUUCCUGAUGACAAAGAUAGAGCGGAGCUUAAAGUAUGGGCCAGGGAGGAAUUCAAAAGAAAUAAGAGCCAACAUGAAGAGAUGGCAAUCAGAAUGUUACUGACCCAAGGGAAGAGGACGCUUAGAGAGAUAGAGAGCACAGUGACCCUGGCUAGGUGACAAAACUGCUUCACUGCCUGCUAUUACAUGUAGGUUGUACAAAAGAGUAACGGAACCAAGAUUGGCUAUGGCUCCUCAAUGUUACCUGAGAAUGUCUCAGAUGUCACCACAAUUCGAAACGAUGACUCAAAUGUCAAAAGACCCGAGGGCCCAAUUUCAUAGAGCUGCUUAAGCACAAAAAGUAGCUAAGCACAGUAGCAUACCAGAUUACGGUUGCCAGC